ACAAAACCACGAGCAAUAAUUAUUAUAAAUUAUAUUUAGUACCGUUAGAUUUUAAAGUUAUGAUAUAGGGAUUGAAGAUUGUGUCAUCGCAAGGCUUUAAUAAUUAUGCGAAUUAUAAUGUUUCACAAAAUAUGUGAAGAGUUGGACUGACUUUGAACAAAUAAAAAUAAAUCUAGAAGAAUGUACUAUUAUUCUGUAGAAUGGAAUGUGCAUAAAAAGGAAAUGAUUUUAAAUAUGCAACAUACAUUUAAGGAUAUGUAUAUUAGAAGACUAUAAAUUUGGUUCGGAGUAUAUUUUGUAAAAAAGUGUUCUGCUGGAUUAAAAUCAGAGUGAACCAGGGGCAGUUGGUUCGCACCCACAUAGAGAGAAGGAUUGGAAAGAAGUACACAUCAUGAAUAGCGAUAAAAGUAAAAACCAGCUACAGGAAUGGAAAACAUACUUAUACCAACUACAGAAAGAGGCCCCGAAACCAAAGAAGAUGAUAUGUAAAUUAGAGCCUGCAGACAAACCAAAAUACUAUGGGGAUGAGUAUCAUGGUCAAAUAUCACGUCAUGAAGCAGAAGACAUAGUGUUUCAGGGAGGUGAAGGCAGUUACCUAGUCAGAAAAAGUGAUAGGGCACCAAAUGCAUUCUCAUUAACAAUACGGUUUGAUAAUGAUACAAGGAACUACAAGUUAUACUAUGACGGACUGUAUUUUGUAGGUGACAAAAGAUUUGAAACAGUUGAACAGUUAGUUGCUGAUGGAUUAAUUCAUUUUUAUAUAGAAUCGCGAGCCUCUGACUUUAUUGCAUUUCUGUCUGGCGAGUCAAAGCAUACACAGUCGCCAUAUCUAUCUUACUUGAUUAAAAAGAAAGGGCUCCAAAUAUCACGAGAAAACGUUUCACAUAAUCAAGUCAGUCAGACAGGCGCCAAUGCUACAGCUCCAUUGAUAACGUCAACGCCGGAUGAAGAUGUUAAUUAUAUCAAAGCUGAUGGCAUAAUUGAUGUGUCAGUCCCUAAGAAAGCUCAUGUCUUUAAAACGCAUACAUUCACAGGGUUUCACAGGUGUGACUGUUGUUAUAGCGUUAUUUGGGGGCUAAGAACAAAGGCGUUGAAGUGCCAAGAUUGUGGUUUUAAGGCUCACAAGAAAUGUUCAGAGAUAGUGCCAAAUGAUUGCAUGGAACAGAGUGUAAACAGAGGCAAUUUGAUCCCAGCAGAAAUCUUGAGAAUGGACAAAAGAUCAAUCGAACUAUAUAAGGAAGUUUUGCAAGUGGGGCAUGAGUCUGUUCAUAAUAUUCGCGUUAUGGUUGUUGGGCAUUAUGGAGUUGGAAAGACAACUCUGACAAAACGUUUAUUUAAAGAAGAUAUAAACAUAAACAAACAAGAGAGCACAAACGGAAUUGACGUGCAUAUUAGAAAAUGCAAAGUGUCCCUCGAAAAUGGCGAGUGGAAAAUGCUUGAUACAGGUCAGAAGUCUAUACAUAACCGUUUGGUAAAACUGUUGACCAAGAAAAUUCUCGGCAAGAAAAACCCGGAAGAGGAAGCUGUACCUAUUUCAGCUGAAGUAAAGUGUACGGGUAGCGAUAAUACCAUCUAUCAAGGUCAGAAGCGUACACAUUAUCGUAAAGUUCUAGAGACAGACAGUUGGGACGCUCCAAACGUCUCUAAAAUACCUACUAGUUCUACACUGGACCCGUCAGAAGAUUAUUUUCGAAAUCAGUUUUUGGAUUUGAUAAAGGAACAGUCGCAGCUACCUACAGACGACAGAGACGCAAAUACGGCAGAUCUCUCGAUGUGGGACUUUGCAGGACAGUAUGCGUUCUAUGCAACACACCAGGUGUUUUUGUCCAGACGCGCUGUGUACUUGCUGGUCACUGAUAUGUCCAAACACAUGGAGGAUAUAGUUCAGGAUGACGACUGUUUCCCGGAUAGUGAUGGCGCGAAAAACUGGAGAAUAUCAGAAUUCGUAGAAUUUUGGUUAAGGUCCAUACACGAGUUUUGUAGUUCUUCAGAUGAUCAGGGGCCACCAGUCUUGCUUGUCGGUACAUUUGCUGACAAACUAAAUCAGGAAAAGAAAGAAGAUAUGAUAGAUGAAUUCUUCUACACACUGAGGAAAUCGCUUGUAGAUAAAGCCACAAACUGUCAUCUCACGGACGAAGAUUUUGCCAUAGACAACUCUAUUGUUGAUAGAAAUAUUGAAAAGCUGCGACAACAUAUUUUUAAAGUAGCUUCAAGGCAAAAUUACUGGGGAGAAUUUAUUCCGGCAAGAUGGUUAACUCUGGAGAACAGUAUUGAUAAUUUAAAAGACAAGGGUGAAAAGGUUCUUCGAAAAUCUGAAUUCCGCGAUCUGAACUACCGUUUACCUGUUCCAUUAGAAACAGAGGAUGAACUAGAACUGUUUUUGAGAUUUCAUCAUGAAACUGGAAAUAUACUGUACUACAGAGAUGAUAAGCUAAACGACACCAUUGUCCUUGAUCCUCAGUGGUUGGUAGAUGCUUUUAAAAACUUGAUUACUGCCAGGAUGUUCUGCUGUAGAAAGUCGGAAAUAUUCAAGAAAUGGAUCGAAUUUGACCAGUCAGCCAUCCUAACCCACGGACUAAUUGAUGCAGUUUGGGAUAAAGAGGAUAACUCAUUGUUUCAUGAGCACAAGGAAUUGUUGCUGAACUACCUUGAGAGGCUAGGAUUAAUUGCAAAACCCCAUGAAGAGUCUGUGACAGAUUACUACUUUGCUCCAUGCGUUCUUAAAACGUGCCCAACGGCGGAUCUGCUGUCAUGCCUUGAUUGUGAAAAUCAGAAAUCAACAAGUAAAUUGUGUUUCACGACGACAUCUGGAUUCCUACCCACAGCUGUCUUUAACAAACUUCUGGCGGCCUGCAUCAGUAAAUGGACUCUGUCAAAAAUAAACGGAAAGCGCCUGAUAUUCUGUGGGUUCGGUGUAUUUGAUCUUGAAAGUAAUCAUUCACUAUAUGUGCAUUUCUUUGACAAUGUUAUACAGAUAUGGAUAACAAAACUAAGCAUAAAAGAUGAGCCAAGCACUGAUUUAUGUUCAGAAGUAAAUGCCUUUGUUACGGUGUUUCUCCAGGAUACAUAUAGAUGUUCAAGUGAUAUAAAAACACUUCUGAGAUGUAAGUAUGCCGAAGUUCGCUCCAGUGAGAAUGGAUUUGGACUAGAUGAGAUUUUUGACAAGGAAGAGGUUGUAUGUAAAUGUAGAGCAUCGCAACACGUAUUACGGACAGAAGAGCUUACGAAAUACUGGUUUUUUGAUGUAUCAUCUGAUAUGCACUUUGACAAUGCUCGUGAGCUUAACGAAAAGGAGCUGAGUACCAUUGCACAAGCUAUUGGAGACGGAUGGGAGCUUUUAGGAUCUGAGCUUGGACUGACUGCAGUAGAAAUGGAACACAUAUCUGCAGAUAACAAGAAAGUUGUCAUGCAAAUCUACCAAAUGCUGUUGAAAUGGCGUUCCAAAAAUGCAAAUGAAGCCACAGUGGGUCGCCUUCAUAAAGCAAUGAAACGCUGCAGAAAAGUUACAUUUGACUGGGCAGUUAUUGAAUCAGUAUUGGACUAACCUCACUUGACAAAACUAUUAAAGAUUAGGCAUCGUAGAAACAUACCAGUUUUAAAAUGAUAACUUUCCUAAAGAUAAAAUGCAAACAUGGCAUACAAUGAGUUAAUAUACGCAUCUCAAGCGUGUAUGCAGAGUCCAUCUACUCGGAGUAGCAGACAUUAAGAUCUUUGCAUACUUUGGUGCCUUCAGUUUAGAGCAAUAUGAUCAAAUGAUCCUUUUUUCAGCAGGGAAUCGUUAUUUCAAAAUAGUAAAAGCGCCUUUAAAGCUGCGUUCCAUGGAAUCGCAAGCAGACUUAUCAUUUGUCUAUAUUUUCUUUUUGGUUUCAGACUAUGCAAACAGCAAUUAUUAUGUCUCCCCCAGGAGACAUAUUGUUUUUGCCCUGUCCGUCCGUCCGUUCUUCCGUCCGUCCGUCCGUCCGUACGUCACACUUCAUUUCCGAGCAAUAACUGGAGAACUAUUUGACCUAGAACCUUCAAACUUCAUAGGGUUAUAGGGCUGCUGAAGUAGACGCCCCCUAUUGUUUUUGGGGUCACUCCAUCAAAGGACAAGGUCACAGGGGCCUGAACAUUGAAAACUAUUUCCGAUCAAUAACUAGAGAACCACUUGACCCAGAAUGUUGAAACUUCAUAGGAUGAUUAACCAUGAAGAGUAGAUGACCCCUAUUGAUUUUGGGAUCACUCCGUCAAAGGUCAAGGUCACAGGGGCCUGAACAUCGAAAACCAUUUCCGAUCAAUAACUAGAGAACCACUUGACCCAGAAUGUUGAAACUUCAUAGGAUGAUUGGUCAUGCAGAGUAGAUGACCCCUGUUAAUUCACUCCGUCAAAGGUCAAGGUCACAGGGGCCUGAACAUUGAAAACCAUUUCUGAUUAAUAACUAGAGAACCACUUGACCCAGAAUGUUGAAACUUCAUAGGAUGAUUGUACAUGCAAAGUAGAUGACCCCUAUCGAUUUUGGGGUCACUCCAUUCAAGGUCAAUUUCACAGGGGCCUGAACAUUGAAAAACAUUUCCGGUCAGUAACUUGAGAACCACUUGACCCAGAAUGUUGAAACUUAAUAAGAUGAUUGGUCAUAAAGAGUAGAUGACCCCUAACGAUUUUGGGGUCACUCUGUGAAAGGUCAAGGUCACAGGGGCCCGAACAUUGAAAACCAUUUCCGGUCAGUAACUUGAGAACCACUUGACCCAGAUUGAUGAAACUUCAUAGGAUGAUUGGUCAUGCAGAGUAGAUGAACCCUAACGAUUUUAGGGUCACUCUGUUAAAGGUCAAGGCCACAGGGGCCUGAACAUGGAAAACCAUUUCCAAUCAAUAACUUGAGAACCUCUCGACCCAGAAUGUUGAAACUUCAUAGGAUGAUUGUUCAUGCAGAGUAAAUGACCCUUAUUGUUUUUGGGAUCACUCCGUUAAAGGUCAAGGUCACAGGGGCCUGAACAUUGAUAACCAGUUCCGAUCAAUAACUUGAGAACCACUUGACCCAGAAUGUUGAAACUUCAUAGGAUGAUUGAACAUGCAGAUGACCCUUAUUGAUUUUUGGGUCAGUCUUUUAAAGGUCAAGGUCACAGUGGCCUGUUCAUGUAAAAUCAUUUUUUGGAAAUAACUUGAGAACCACUUGACCUACAAUGUUGAAACUUAAUAGGAUGAUUGGACAUGCAGAGUAGAUGACCCCUAUUUAUUUUGAGGUCACUUGAUCAAAGGUCAAGGUCACAGGAGCCUGAACAGUGACUGGAGAACCACUAGGCUACGAGUGUUGAAAUUUAGCGGGAUGACUGGACAUGCCAAGUAGAUGAUCCCUAUUGCAGCCAACCAUCAGUGUCUCUUUGACUUUCGCUCCUGACCCCUAUUGACUUCUUGCCUAUAGGACUUUGCAUUGGGGGAGACAUGCGCUUUUUUACAAAAGCAUUUUCUAGUUUUAUUCAAAUUUCAUUUUGUUACUUUGUAAUCGCUUAUUUUCCUCGGAGUACCGAAACCUAUUUUCAGAACUUGAAAUUGAAAGUACUAACUGUCGCUUUUAUUUUUAGAUUUGGAUUUUCCAGACUGUUCCAUUUAUUAAAUAAGGGUUUGAAAUAUAUUUUAAGAACACUGAUAAAUCGGAAUCUUCAAAGUCACGCAAGGAACUGAAGUGUGCCAUUAGGAAUAAGAUAUACUCUCCUAAUUCUAUUUAUCGUUCGUUUGUAGAGAGAGUUGAAUGCCAUUUUCCUUGCCAAACUGAGUAUGGCUAUUUUCUCAACGUGUCAGAGUAUGUAAUAUGCAAACGAUAAAACAAUUUUAUCCUCAUGAAAAUCGUGCACUCCCGUGCAAGUACACACCAUGUUGAAUAAUUCACAAUCAAGAAGAUAUUUGAAAAACCUGUGUUAUAUGCGAAAAGAGCAAAAUGAUACUAGUAAUGCAAUUCAAAUACAUAUUAACAUUAUCACCAUUUUGAAGUGUAUGUUAGCAAAAUAUAAAAUGAAAAAAUAUAAAAUAAAACAAAAUAUUAAUCUCCGUUGGAGUUCGAACUCACAAAAGUUAGAUUCUAGAGCCGUCACGCUUACCACUGCACCACGGCCUCUUGUUAUCGGAAGAAGCAGUCAUUUAAAUAUCUAUUAUAAAAAUAGGUUAUAAAAAGGUAGGGUACUCCUCUACUGAAGUAGUUUAUCCCAGUAACCUUUCAAAUCUAUAAAUAAAAGUCACAGCUAGUAAUUGCUUUGCUAUUUUUAGAACUGCUAAGUGUCGUCGACGACACUUAGUAGUUUACCACUUAAAUCUUUGAAAGUACGCCGAAUUUAACAAUUAUCAAUGUUUCACUAUUGAAACCAGAAUUAAUUGACAACGUACAAGUAGAAUUUUUUUUCUUUAACGAAAUUUAAUUAGACUGUGGAAAGCAGCUUUAAACAAAAUGGUUACAUUUAUACUGUAUUAUACAAAUUUACGAAAUACUGUACCAAGUUGCUUAUUUUAAGCAUGUGGUGAAUGACGUUGCGUUAGCUGAGUGAUCAAGGGCACUGUUUUUGAUACAAAAUCCUGUCUGGGUUAUUCAAUGUCGGUAGUGUCAAUAAGAUAUCAGCUUGUACUUAAUAGUAUGCUUGGAGGAAAAUCUGAUGUCUGCCCUAAAUAGUCUUCAAAUAACUUAAGUGGGUAUGAUUGAAAGCUCACCAGACUAACCUUAACUCAUUAAAUCACUUCACAGCGCCUUUAUUACACGAUAGUUGAUGUGAAUAUCUUUAAAUAUUUUCCAGUUCACCGCCGUGGGUUCAAACCCUACGCGGGUCAUCAGCCAGGGAGUCAUAUAGCGUUUCCGGAAGGUCGGUAGUUCUGAUACAUUAUGUAAGGUUGGGUAUCUAGAGUCUUCUUCGUAUGACCUACAUUGUAUGUUUGCGACUUUAAAAAUAAAGCUACUAUAUGUCGUUGUGCCAAUGUGCUAAAAAUCAUGUUUGUUAUGUUAGAAAAUAAAAUAUAGAUAUGGAUAAUGGACUCUAUGAUCCCCAUGGAUCAGAAGUUAUAAAAAAAACGCUGAAUCCAAGCACGAGGAGACUUUAAAGAAAAGUCAGAACUAUUGGAGACAAGCGCGAUCCCUUGCAUUCUCAUCUUCACUAUUUUGACUGGUUUUCACUUGUGGAUACAUUUCCGUCAUGAAAAUAAAUUUAGCAUUUUAAAUCAUAUUUCAGACGUUAUAUUAGUCUAUAUAUAAAUCAUGGUUUUAUAACUAAGUGUGCCAUAAACAAGUAAGCUGACAAAGGCACUUUAAUUUGAAAGUGAAUAAAUACAUGCUGAAAUCUGAGGAAGAUAACAGUUUGUCCUUUUUACAAGCAGUUUUAUCCGGAUAACAAAUUUUAAAACGUAAAUGUAAUAAAAGUAAUUUUCGGAAAAACAUGGUACUGUUUUCUGAAUCAAAAUAAUAAGGUAUUUCACAACUGUUCGAGGUAAUUCAUUAAACGGUUUGGUUUAGUAUAUGUACUUCUUGAUCUCAUUGGUAAGUACAUAAUAAAUUAUGUAUCACCCAGUGUAAUACUUUAAGUUGUGCAUCCGAACAUAUAUAUGUAUAUUGAGGUCAUUUAACUGUCUUAAGUUAUAUGUAUGAUAGCCAACUGUAUAUAUACAACUUAUUUUUAAGAUCAAAGGUAUGACUAGAAUACUAUGUUGCAAGCAGGUGUCUUGAGAACACUAAGAAUAUCAACAUCAAUCAACCUAUUUUUAACAAGUUUAUUAGUACUUUGAACAAUGCAUGUUGAUCAUGACAGACAUGUAAUACAUGUAUGAAAGAAUUACAAUCAUUGUAUAUGCACUUUAUAUAUAUGGAAUCAUAUUUCCUUGUUAUACCUGUCUUUAAAAUUGUUAUGCACUUAGUUUAUAAAUAAAGGUGUUGUCAUUUGACAA
This is a messenger RNA of Mercenaria mercenaria, 7894 nucleotides long. RefSeq lists its product as uncharacterized. The record is from RefSeq and is a predicted model, not a curated record. NCBI's taxonomy places the organism in Eukaryota, Metazoa, Mollusca, Bivalvia, Venerida, Veneridae. The transcript has 20 exons. Bases 392 to 3544 code for a protein of 1050 amino acids. Gene Ontology annotation, molecular function: GTPase activator activity; GTPase activity; GTP binding. Gene Ontology annotation, biological process: regulation of GTPase activity; signal transduction.